GAGGGGUUCACUGGGCUGUAUUGGGAGAGCCCUCAUUCCCAAAGCCCCUCCCCUGGGCAUCCGUGCCACGGUCUGGGAACCACGGCGGGGUUGGAUCAAGGGGUGCACUUGAUGAUCUGGGAGGUCUUUUCCAAGCCGGCUGAUUCUGGGAUUCUCUGGGUGCCAUUGCCAGGGCAGCACAUGCUGGAGGCUCUGUCCACAGGGGAUAGAUGUGUCUGUGCAGACAGAGAGACAAGGUCAGUCUGCAAAGAUGUGGGGCUAGAAAAGCAGGAGAAGUUGUGGGGUGGUUGUGGAAGGAGAAAGAAGCCCCCAGGCCAGUGCAAGCAGGCCCCCCUGGGCUUGCACAUCAUCUGCCCUCCCUGCAGGUUCCUGUCCUGGAGAGCAGGCCCUGAGGUGGCCCUGAGCAAUGGCCCGGAGGUGAGCCCAGAGCUGGCCCUGAGGUGGCCCUGAGAAGAAGUGGAAGGCAGAGGUGGUGCUGAGGCAGGAGAGCCCCGUGCUGGGGAAGAGGCUGAUCUGGGAGUGCCCAGCAGCGAGAAGGUGCUGUGUGCAUGCCCUGUGUGCCAGGAUUUGUCCUUCCCAAAGCUUGGGCAGAUGGAGGAGGAGGUUGCAAGGAAGAGGAAAAAGCCGCGGGCCCCCCAGGCAGGCCCCGAGCUGAGGAUGGAGAGCACGGAGGACAAAUCCCCCCGGCAGAGCCUGGUCGGAGAGGCCGUUUUGAAGGGCUCCCCGGCACAGAAAGGCAGCAGGGAGGAAAAGGCCCGGAGAUACCCCCGGAGGAGGGACUGCAAAGCCAGCCCAGGGAGCUCUGAGGAGGAAAGACCCGUCCUGUGCCGGGAAGGCGGCCGGAGCUUGAACCGGAGCUCCGAGCUGGUGGUCCCUGAGCAGCCUCCCAGCAGGGAGAAACCGUUCAGGUGCCUGGAAUGUGGGAAGAGCUUCAGGCAGAGCUCCCACCUCCUCAGGCACCAGCACAUCCACACUGGGGAAUGGCCCUACACAUGUAGGGAAUGUGGGAAGAGCUUCAGGAGCAACUCCAACCUGAUCCAACACCAGCACAUCCACAGUGGGGAAUGGCCCUACACGUGUGGGGAAUGUGGGAAGAGCUUCAGGAACAGCUCCCACCUGAUCCGACACCAGCUCAUCCACACCGGGGAACGGCCCUACAGGUGCUUGGAAUGUGGGAAGAGCUUCAGGGACAGCUCCAACCUGAUCCAACACCAGCGCAUCCACACUGGGGAACGGCCCUACACGUGUGGGGAAUGUGGGAAGAGCUUCAGGCAAUGCUCCCACCUGAUCAACCACUGGCGCAUCCACACUGGAGAACGGCCCUACAAGUGCUUGCAAUGUGGGAAGAGGUUUCAGAGCAGCUCACAUCUCCUCCUGCAUGAGCAGGCACACACAGGGGAGAGGCCCUUCCGCUGCACCGACUGCGGGAAGGGCUUCAACCAGAACUCCACCCUCGUCAGGCACCGGCGCAUCCACACCGGGGAGAGGCCCUACAAGUGUGGGGAAUGUGGGAAGAGCUUCAUCUGGAGCUCUGGCUUGACCUAUCACCAGCGGACACACCAGUAAGGGAAGCCCCUCGAGUGCCCCGACUGCGGGAAGAACUUUGGCCGCUGCUCCCACCCCAGAUGACCCCCCUGAUGGUGAGGCAACCCCUGGAGUCCAGUGACUGUCAGUCCAUCCCUUUCUACCAGAAAGGACCGGUGCCCUUUGCCAGGGGCAGGUUGUGUCAACAGAACCCUUCCUGGGGGGUGUGUGGAGAUUCCUGCCUUGGCUGGGACCCCCCAAGGUCACUGCUGGAGGUUGAGAGCAGAGAUCUCCCCACGAGCGUUGGUCUGAGGGAGUUUCAUCCAUCUCUAAUGAAUAAUUCUUGCUUUGGUGCCAGCUUGAGUAGAAUUGCUUCAACAAUUGCUUCAGUGUAGAGCACUGUUCUAUCUUAUGCUGUACUACUGGUAGUUUUAGUGUUUCUAUUGUGCAGUAAAUAAUUCUGAUGAAGAUCUUUUGUCUGAUCAUUUGUUACCCUAAAUAAUUAAUUUCUAUCAAUAGAUCUGAUUUGCCUUCAUUAAAACCUGGGGGACAAAAGUUGUUCAGUCCCACCUCUGUAAUUCCUCUAAACUGAACCUGUUGGCAUAACCUAAGGUUGAGAUUGGAUCCAG
This is a messenger RNA of Myiozetetes cayanensis, 2153 nucleotides long. RefSeq names its product zinc finger protein 239-like. NCBI's taxonomy places the organism in Eukaryota, Metazoa, Chordata, Aves, Passeriformes, Tyrannidae. The record is from RefSeq and is a predicted model, not a curated record. Gene Ontology annotation, molecular function: DNA-binding transcription factor activity; RNA polymerase II cis-regulatory region sequence-specific DNA binding. The transcript has 3 exons. The coding region runs from base 592 to 1566 and encodes 324 amino acids. Gene Ontology annotation, biological process: regulation of transcription by RNA polymerase II.